Molecule: messenger RNA, 2046 nt
Organism: Amborella trichopoda
Lineage: Eukaryota; Viridiplantae; Streptophyta; Magnoliopsida; Amborellales; Amborellaceae
Product: pentatricopeptide repeat-containing protein At5g61800-like
Biological process (GO): RNA modification
Molecular function (GO): RNA binding; protein binding
Source: RefSeq, a predicted model, not a curated record
UUGAGCCCGCAUAUUAUUCCGGCGACUCGAUUCCUCAGAGUUACCCAAACUCGAACCGAGUAAAUGAACGUUGUUGUACUGGUUUAUGCAGAAGGUAAACAUUUUACAAACCAAAUGGUUGCAUCUGCAAGUUGAACUUCUCGGGUACCUCUGAUAAUCUCUCACUGACAGAAGCCGGACUCUGUGUUCUAAUUUGUUAUCUCUCUCCAUGUGAACCAGACGACCUAGACAGAGAAAGGAUGAACCUGCAACCUGUAUUUCUCUCUAAACCCCAAUGCCCCAAUCUCCAACUCACCAAGCCAUCCUCCUUCUCUCUCUAUGCACCCACCCGCACCACCUGGGCCCUGUCCACGCCCACUUGGUCAAGACCGCGCUCUCUCGAACCCCCACCUCCAUUGCCAAACUCCUUCGCUUUUUCUAUCUCUACCCCAAUCUCGAUAUCACCUAUGCUCUCUCUAUCUUCCAUAGCGUCCCUAACCCCACCACUUUCUCUCUCAACACCAUUAUCAGAGCGUUUACCCAGAGCUCAAACCCGAUUGAAGCGACCAAAUUCUAUGCUCAAAUGCACAGUAACGGCAUUCGACCUGAUACCCACACCUUCCCCUUUGUUCUCAAGGCCUGUGCUCUUAUGCGAGAGCUCGAUCUGGGAAGAAGCAUUCAUUGUCAAGCUGUGACAACAGGGUUGAGCUCUGAUAUAUUUGUUCAAAACACUCUGAUUCACAUGUAUUCGAGCUCUGGUUCUCUCGUUUUUGCUCAAAAGGUGUUUGAUGGAAUGGACGAGAGGGAUGCUGUCUCUUAUAAUGCUAUGAUUGCAUGUUUUGUUAGAACUGGAGGGAUGGAUUUCGCUAGGAAGUUGUUCGAUGAAAUGCCUGAGAGAAAUGUGGUGUCGUGGGGCACAGUUUUGGCUGGCUAUGCCCAGGUGGGUCAGAGUGAAGAAGCAUUGGAAUUGUUUGAUUCCAUGCUCCAUAGUGGUUUUAGGCCUGACAAUGUCGCUUUGGUCACUGCAUUAUCGGCUUGUGCUCAAUUGGGUGCACUAGAGAAGGGUAAAAUGGUCCAUGAUUAUGUUAAGAGGACUGACAUUCGGUUGGAUGUGUAUCUUGCGACGGGUUUGAUUGACAUGUAUGCCAAAUGUGGGUGUAUAGAAAGCGCGAGAGCGAUCUUUGAUGCGAGCUCUGAGAGGAAUGAUGCAACAUGGAAUGCGAUGAUAGUCGGGCUGGCCAUGCAUGGACAUGGAGAGCUCGCUCUUGAGUUUUUCGACAAGAUGCAAAAGGCUGGUGUAAAGCCCGAUGGGAUAACCUUUGUCGGGGUCCUAACAGCAUGCACGCAUGCUGGACUAGUGAACUUGGGUCGAACCUACUUCAACACAAUGGAACCUAAAUACGAAGUGGUUCGUGAGCUUAAGCACUAUGGAUGCAUGGCUGACCUUUUGGGCCGGGCCGGCCUCUUAGAUGAAAUCCACGAUAUGAUCAAGCACAUGCCCAAGAAGCCUGAUGUAUUUGUCUGGGGUGGUUUACUUGGUGGUUGUCGAAUUCAUAACAAUGUAAAGUUGGCAGAGAUUGCAGUGGAGCAUAUGCUAGAAUUAGACCCUGACGAUAGUGGUAUAUACUCAAUAAUGGCUAAUAUUUAUGCUUCGGCUCGACAAUGGGAUGAUGUUGCGAAAAUAAGAAAGAGAAUGUAUGGGAAGAGGGUGAGGAAGAUGGCUGGUUUUAGCUUGAUAGAGGUAGGUGGAUGUAGCCAUGAGUUUGUGGCCGGAGACAGACUACAUCCUGAUAUAGAUGAGAUAUAUGAGGUUUUGGAUGGGAUGAGGAAACAGUUGAAGGGUUGCUGGUUUUUUUGUUGAUUGUAGUUUGUGUUAGAGAAUUUUGGCUUUGAAGAUGAGGAAGAAGGCCUUUUAAGCGCCAAUGGGAAAUGAAAGGGCCUCUCGGAUUAUACAGCUUGUAGGCCCUGCUCCAUAACAAACAAAUCUUAUAUUAAUCAAGAAGAAUGACUUCCACACAUAAUUUAUGUAUUGAAUAAUGACUUGCAAGGCGUUAGCUUCUGAUUCAC